This is a messenger RNA of Oncorhynchus kisutch (coho salmon), 2414 nucleotides long. Its product is annotated as beta-1,3-galactosyltransferase 1-like. Gene Ontology annotation, molecular function: N-acetyl-beta-D-glucosaminide beta-(1,3)-galactosyltransferase activity. The coding region runs from base 768 to 1868 and encodes 366 amino acids. Gene Ontology annotation, cellular component: Golgi membrane. The record is from RefSeq and is a predicted model, not a curated record. Lineage: Eukaryota; Metazoa; Chordata; Actinopteri; Salmoniformes; Salmonidae. The transcript is spliced from 3 exons. Gene Ontology annotation, biological process: protein O-linked glycosylation.
CAUCUGAACAGCAUUGAAAGCCCUCUCAUACCCCGGCUCACAGCAAUACAUUGGCUCUGGGAUAUGCAACCAUUUCAUUACUCACUCACUCAAUUUACAAACAUACCAAAUCAAAAUAAACACACACCACACAUACUGUGCCUUCUGUUUACUUCGUUUUUAUCUUCACUAUGUUGAAUUAGUGCUUGUGUGUUCAAUUAGUUAUAUGUGAAGAUAUAUAGAAAAGCUAUAUUUUUUAUUGUAUUGUUACAAUUCAUAACUGGGCUAGAAUUGUGUUUAUUUUCCUCAUCUAUGAGAACUUUGUCAUUUUUUAAAUAACCAUGGAGUGGUCUUUGUGUCUCUGAACAACUGGUUAUCAAUAUAUAGUUUAUCGACGACGAGAGCUACUCGUUUCGCUUUUAAUCGAUUUUCUUUGAAAAUUGGAUACAGAACUUUGCGCCGUUCUGCAAUUUCCUUCGGAAACUGAUCAUUCAUGUCAAUUUUGGUCCCAGCAAGUCUUUUAACCAUUGUUUUAUCUUUAAAUUAAGCAAAUUUGGCAACGAUUGGGCGUUCAUAGCUUUGGCCUCUCUGUCGGAAGCGGUGUACACGUUCAAGUUGGAUUUAGUCGAUAGCUUCGCGUGGGAUCUGAAGCGCUGUAAAGGAGGAACUCUCUAACUACAGAUUCUGGAACUUCCCCUUCUUUCUCCUGGAUACCUGUCGCAGUUGCAAAUGAGAACUUGUUCUCAACUGGCCUACCUGGUUAAAUUAAAAGAAUCUUACCCAAAUGCAUGAUGGGGGUCUGCCACAACUUCUGGACCCAGCGCCCCCCACCUGACGCCCAUGAUGCCCAGCCCCUCAUCGCUAAACAAUGUACUGAUGAUAGCCAGAAGGGGGCAGACAAGACACAGGUCAAAAAGAGACGCUGGUGUCGCAACAGCUGCCUUUGCCUGUUUCUGUUCCUCGUCGUGAUGAUGACUGUGGUCAUCCUGGAAGUUGACCUCAAAGAACGGAUCUCACCUUCAACAACCAAUCCAGCAGCAAACGUGUCCCGAGGACCGUACCAUGUACAAUACCCACAUGAGUACUCCUUCAUCCUGGAUGAGACAGAGAAAUGUCGGGAGCAGAACCCCUUCCUGGUUCUGAUGGUGCCAGUGGCGCCCUAUAACAGGGAGGCCCGUGAGGCCGUCCGCAGGACUUGGGGCAGUGAGAGGCAGGUACUGGGCAAAGAGGUCCGUCUGUUCUUCCUGCUGGGACUGCCCAGUGGAGAGGAGACAGAGCAGCUCCAGGAGAAGGUGCUGCAGGAGAGCAAAGAGCACCAGGAUCUGCUGCAGAGCGACUUCAUAGACAGCUACAAAAACCUGACCAUCAAGACCAUGGUGAUGAUGGAGUGGCUGAGCUCUCGCUGCCCCAACGCCUCCUACGCCAUGAAGAUCGACUCAGACAUGUUCCUCAACGUGAACACCUUGGUCAACAUGCUGCUUCACGCUCCAACGCAGAACUACCAGACUGGACUAGUGGCCCGACGGGGCGCUGUUCUAAGAGACCGUAACUCCAAAUGGUACCUUCCAAAGGAGGUGUUUCCUGAACCGGUAUAUCCACCUUAUGCUCUGGGCCUGGGCUAUGUCUUCACCUUAGACCUCCCCAGGAAGCUGGUGGAGGCGUCCAGGCAUGUUAAAGCCGUCUACAUAGAGGAUGUGUAUCUGGGACUGUGUAUGAGACACCUGGGCAUCCGGCCUACUGACCCCCCCAGUGGAAACCUUUUUCAGGGGUAUGCAGGAGCCCAGGACCGCUGUCACUACAUGGCUGUUAUCACGACCAUCCUCGACACUCCUCAGGAGCUUCUGGACGUAUGGAGAAACUUGCACCAACCUGGGCCUGUCUGUUAUUGAAAACAACACUCUGGGAAAGACAAAGAGCCUUGAGGUUAGAGCGUUGGGCCAAUAACCCAAAAGGGUGAUGGUUCCAAUCCCGGAGCUGACAAAAUGGAAAAUCUGUCACUGUGCCUUUGAGCAAGCACUUAACCCCAGUGCUCCACGGGUGCUGGACAAUGGUGUCCCUUACCGGGACCUCGCUCCCUGUGGGUGUCUUGUUUGAGCUGUGACUUUCUCUUGGAUGCUUUUCUCUGGGUGUGGUAGAGAAGGGUCGCCUUAUCCCUGUGUUUCUGUGGGUGUGGUAGAGAAGGAUUGCCUUAUCCCUGUGUUUCUGUGGGUGUGGUAGAGAGCGAUCACCUUAUCCCUGUGUUUCUGUGGGUGUGGUAGAGAAGGGUCACAUUAUCUCUGUUUCUGCAGUGGUGGAAAAGGUACUUAAUCAUCAUACUAUAGUAAAAGUAGACGGCACACUCCAAUACUCAGACAUCAUUUACAAACCAAGCCUUUAUGUUUAGUGAGUCCUCCAGACCAGAGGCAGUAGGAAUGACCAGGGAUGUUCUCUGUUUA